UCAUACAGAACAGUGAGAGCGAAAGAGCGAGCGUGUGUGAGGUGAGAGAGCGAAUGUUAGUUUUUGGCUGGAAAUUCUAGAGAUUUGCAAUUUCACCAAAAGAAAAGUUAAAUUGGUCAAAAAAAGCACAGAAAAUAAAAUUAUUAAAUGCAUUUCUGCACAUACACAAAAGCAGAAGAUUGAAGAUUGCACAAUCAGGUGACAAAAAGGGAAGGAUCAGGAUUUGCGGGGAGCGAGGGCUGUUGAGAAAACGUCAUGUUGACGCACAAAACUUGUCAGGCAAGGAAAAAAAUGCAGGUUUCCUUUGUGAUUCGGGAUUCGGAAGAAAAGCAACAUCGAAAUGGUGUGAAUGCCCUCCAAUUGGAUGCCAAUAAUGGGAAAUUAUAUUCAGCCGGGCGAGAUGCCAUUAUUCGUGUUUGGAACACACGCUCCGAGAAUCAGGAAAAGUAUAUACAAUCCAUGGAGCACCACAAUGACUGGGUCAAUGAUAUUGUCCUUUGCUGCAAUGGCAGAAAUCUGAUAAGCGCCAGCUGUGAUACCACAGUAAAAGUGUGGAAUGCCCAUAAAGGUUUCUGCAUGUCCACACUGCGCACUCAUCGUGAUUAUGUCCAGGCCCUGGCCUAUGCCAAAGACCGGGAACAAGUGGCAAGUGCUGGGCUGGAUAAGGCCAUAUUUUUGUGGGAUGUUAAUACGCUAACUGCAUUAACUGCCAGCAAUAAUACGGUGACCACAUCUAGUCUAACUGGAUCUAAAGACUCCAUAUAUAGCCUGGCCAUGAAUCCAUCCGGUACGGUCAUUGUUAGUGGUUCGACAGAGAAUAUAUUAAGAAUAUGGGAUCCACGGACAUGUAUGCGCAGCAUGAAACUGAGAGGACACACAGAGAAUGUACGCUGUUUGGUUGUUUCGCCCGAUGGCCAUCAAGUAGUCAGUGGCAGCUCGGAUGGCACCAUCAAGGUAUGGAAUUUGGGCCAACAGCGUUGCAUACAAACCAUCCAUGUGCAUAAGGAGGGCGUUUGGUCACUGCUAAUGAGUGAGAAUUUCCAAUACAUAAUAUCUGGGAGUAGAGAUCGAAAUAUUAUAGUGACAGAAAUGCGUAAUCCCAGCAAUAAAAUGCUCGUAUGCGAAGAGAAGGCUCCCGUUUUGAGCCUGGGCUAUAAUAUCGACAAAACUGGAGUGUGGGCCACCACUUGGAAUUCGGAUAUUCGUUGCUGGAAAUUGCCCAUGUACGAUAGAGCCAGCCUAACAUCAAGCGGUGGCAUGGAUGCCCAGUGGUCGAUGGCCAAUGGUACAGAAUUGGCAUGUAUUAAGGGAGGCGCUGCCAUCAAGGAGUGCACGGUGCUUAAUGAUAAGCGUUAUAUUGUCACCAAGGAUUCGCAAGAUCAAGUGUCCGUCUAUGAUGUCCUUAGAGUGGUGAAAAAAGAAGAUCUCGGUAACGUAGACUACGAGGAGGAAGUCAAGAAACGACAGAAACAAGUUUAUAUACCAAAUUGGUUUACUGUAGAUCUAAAAACUGGCAUGCCCACCAUUGUCCUGGGUCAGGAGGAGGUUGAUUGCUUUGCCGCCUGGGUAUCUAUAGAAGCCGGUCUGCCAGAAUGUGUCGAUCCCACCACAGAAAUUAAGAUCAAUUAUGGCAAAUUGUUAUUAGAUGCCUUACUCGAGUAUUGGACACCACCACAUAGCAUUCCACCCAAUGAAUUGGAACCAGAUAUGCAUGGCAAUGGUUAUUUUCAAGUGCCCAAACAUACACCAGUGAUUUUUAGCGAAGUGGGAGGCCGAACUGUAUGUCGACUUUUAGUACGCGAUGCUGCUGGUGAUAGCGAAAGUACUUUGCUCCAUGAAACAGCCCCACAAUGGGUUACGGACGUGGUGAUUGAAAAGAAUAUACCGAAAUUUUUGAAAAUACCCUUCUUCCUGCAACCACAUCCACAAAUGACCAAACCGGAACGAACCAAAAAGGAUCGACUGGUGGCCAAUGAGUUUAUCCAGUGCCGUAAGGUGUGCGAGCAUGUAUUAGAAAAAGUUCUUAAUGCCGAGACAACGCCAAGUGGUGGUGGUGGCGGUGGUGCCAGUGGUGGAGGAAAUGUCCAAAAUUCCCUGCAGAAUAGCCAAAGUGAUGCCAAUUCAGAGGGUUCUCAACUGCCAGCCGAAGAACGUAUUGAACUGUGGUGCAACGAUGUGGUUGUAGAUCCUAAUAUGGAUUUGCGUACAGUUCGACAUUUUAUAUGGAAACAAUCGACUGAUUUAACAUUUCAAUACAAAACCAAACAAAACUUUAAUUACGAUGGUAAAUAAUUUUUUGUCGGGGCAGAGAAGAAAUUUUGGCCUAUUCCUCCUCAUUGGUCUCAUGUGAUUUACUUGCUUCCCCCUCACACACAUACAACACACACACACAGACAUUCACAACCUAUACACUUGGCACCACUUUAAACGGAUACUAUCAAUGUUAAAAAUCUGUUAGUUUAAGCAAAAUCAGCAAUAUCUAUACCGUUAUUCUUAAUAUUCUUUUGUUCGUACUGCAAAUAAUUUGUUCAAUGUUUUUCUUUUUUUUUUGUGUGUAUGUUUUGAUAACUUUUCAUUUUUACAACUUUUAUUUUUCACUUAAAUUAAAUGCACACAUUUCUCUUUAACCCAUAAUUCGCUUACUUUGCUUUCUUUCUCUCUCUCUCUAGCUAUCUAUAUUAUCUGUCAGACUUAUCAGAGAUUAGGCUUGCAUUUUACAAAACAUAUAAUUAAUAGAUACACACACACAUAUACAGAUGAUAUAUAUAUGUGUAUACAUAUAACUAUAACAAAUCAACUGCAGACAUACCAUUAUAAUAACUUUCAUUUUACUCCUUUGGGGUUUAUCAAUCUUUCUUUUUCUGUUUGUUUGCAUCUCUAGGCAUAAACACAGUUCUCGUUUACUUAGAUUCAUAUUGCAUUAAAUUUACAAAUAUAUAUAUAUAUAUCCUAAUUAUAAGUAAAUCUGUUAAAACGAAAAACAAAAGAAAAAAACACAAUGCAAUUGUAGAAAGCCAAUUUGUACAUAAGAGAAAAAUCCUAAUGAUAAAAAAAAAAUACAUAAAAAACGAAAAGAAAACAAAUAAAUCAAAAUUAUAACACUG
This is a messenger RNA of Drosophila willistoni, 3104 nucleotides long. Its product is annotated as WD repeat-containing protein 48 homolog. Gene Ontology annotation, biological process: protein deubiquitination; double-strand break repair via homologous recombination. The record is from RefSeq and is a predicted model, not a curated record. The transcript has 8 exons. Gene Ontology annotation, molecular function: ubiquitin binding. The coding region runs from base 256 to 2292 and encodes 678 amino acids. NCBI's taxonomy places the organism in Eukaryota, Metazoa, Arthropoda, Insecta, Diptera, Drosophilidae.